Messenger RNA from Pseudophryne corroboree (corroboree frog), 10309 nucleotides. RefSeq names its product tricarboxylate transport protein, mitochondrial-like. The record is from RefSeq and is a predicted model, not a curated record. The coding region runs from base 163 to 1149 and encodes 328 amino acids. Gene Ontology annotation, molecular function: citrate secondary active transmembrane transporter activity. Gene Ontology annotation, biological process: mitochondrial citrate transmembrane transport. The transcript has 9 exons. Gene Ontology annotation, cellular component: mitochondrion. Lineage: Eukaryota; Metazoa; Chordata; Amphibia; Anura; Myobatrachidae.
CUGGAAUUCACCGUAUAAGUGGGCGUAGCCAAGCCGUCAUGAAUCAAAGCUCAAAGAAAACAGAAGGGCGUGGCUGCCACGUUUAAUAUUAAUGACGAGGCGUGGCUUGACUCAGGGUCUGUGUAUAAGCUGGUGGUCUCUCUUCGUUACAUACGCACUGCCAUGUCGUCCGUUCUGCAGCCGUUCACCGUCACCGAGGGGCCCUGCCAGUCUUCCAGGCCGGCAGUAGCUCAUGGGAGCCGGUCCCUGGCCGCCGCGGUCCCGGGAGGAGGGAAGAUCACACACCCUGGCAAAGCUAUACUGGCUGGUGGAAUCGCAGGGGGAAUAGAAAUCUGCAUCACCUUCCCGACAGAGUAUGUCAAGACUCAGCUUCAAUUAGACGAGAAGGCCAAUCCCCCUCGGUAUCGGGGAAUAGGUCACUGCGUCAGCCUGACUGUACAGGAUCAUGGAAUCAGAGGCUUGUAUCGCGGUCUUAGCUCCUUGUUGUAUGGAUCCAUUCCCAAAUCUGCGGUGAGGUUUGGUACGUUUGAGUUUCUUAGUAAUUCUGCAAGGGAUUCCAAUGGGAAGCUGGAAGCAAAGGCCAGCCUGUUGUGUGGCUUGGGGGCGGGUGUAGCAGAGGCUGUUCUUAUCGUCUGUCCAAUGGAAACUAUCAAGGUGAAAUUCAUACAUGACCAGGCUUCAUCUACACCAAAGUAUCGCGGCUUCUACCAUGGAGUGCGGGAGAUUAUUCGAGAACAAGGGCUACGUGGGACGUACCAAGGACUGACCCCCACCAUUCUGAAACAGGGCUCCAACCAGGCAAUCCGAUUCUUCUUCAUGACCUCACUACGUAACUGGUACUCAGGGGAUGAUCCACACAGAACCAUUCAUCCUGUUGUCACAGGGGCUUUUGGUGCCAUAGCUGGGGCCGCAAGUGUCUUUGGGAAUACUCCUCUAGAUGUUAUCAAGACCAGGAUGCAGGGCUUAGAAGCUCACAAGUACAAGAGCACUUUGGACUGUGCAAGCCAGAUACUCCGCAAUGAAGGGCCUUUGGCGUUCUACAAGGGAACCAUCCCUCGCUUGGGCCGAGUGUGUCUGGACGUUGCCAUUGUCUUUGUUAUUUAUGAAGAAGUAGUUAAAGUUCUUAACAGAGUUUGGAAAACCUCAUAAUGCUUCCUCCACCUCGAAUGGGAAUCAGCUAUCCGCCUUGGAAGGACACAUUUGAGUGGAGGUUUAGCAAAGCUUAGAGAGAUAAAGUACUAAUUAGUCAACUACUAAAUAUCAUUCUACAGGAUGUGUUUGAAAAAUGACAUGAGAUCAUUGGUUGGUACUUUAUCUCACCAAGCGUUGAUACAUCUCCCACUAUGUGUCUUAACCUGUGCUCAUUUGUUAUAUUGUAAAUUGUCACAAAAUCUAUUUUUAGCCUGUUUUAUGUUUCUUUUGUGGGAAAUUAUGCCUUUAUGUCAGGAUUUGCCUUAAUUUUGUCAGUUGCUACAGUUACCUAAUGCUCAGCUCAAAAUAUGGUUCCUUUUUCCAUGGGAUAUUAUUGUUUAGGGAAUAGGGGUGACAUUUUAAAACUAGAAUACUUUUAGAAGGCCUCUUUUGCAUACACAGCCAGGUGGACAUUUUGACUGGUAUAUCAAUAUUCAUGAUAACGCAACAUAUCAAGUCUCAUCAGUGAUGCAGAAAUCUUGGUUCGGGAUACAAAAUGGCUGCCUCUGGCAUAACCAUGUGUUUGGCUGAAACACAACUGUCAUCUACACUACAGCAAAUUUCUGGGCUAAUUAAGCCAGUGAAAAUGUCUGUUUCUCCCAUAACAGAAUAUGAUCACAGUCCCAUAUUCAGUAAAAACAAAAAGCCUAUGAAAGUAAUCACAAUCUUCCAUUUGCUUCCCCACAUGACCACUGGCAUAGAUAUAUAACAAAAGUAUGAGCCUCUGCAGCCCACAUUUCUGGCAAAUACACAGCCCAUAUGACCUAUUUCCUAAAAUAGCCUACUCUCUUGUCGAGGAGUGGAGCUAAUACAGGCCAAAAGUAGCUGUGUAUUACUAAGGUACUAAACAACACAAAACAAUAUUUCUAAAUUAAAGUAACUGGGCCCAUAUAUCAGGCAGAAAUUGGGGCCGAUGGAUGAGAAAAAUCCAAAAUGUUGGAUUUCGCCGGUUCUGUCCAAACAGGAUGCAGUCAAAUGCUGGCAGUUGGGAUCCCGGCAUUCAGGAGAUCAAUACCGGCACCCACCCCUAAUUCCCACUCUAUUGGUGGGUCCAUGCCACGAACCGAGUGGGAAUAGAACCUGUGGUGAGCGAAGCAAAGGGACUCGCUGCCGGUAUUCUGGCAGAUGGGAUGCUGAUGUCGUUAUACUGGCAGUCGGCAUACCGCUAUAUCAUACCGGACCUGUCCAAACAAAUGUUGAUUGGGUAAUUUCUCUUGCGUCCUAGAGGAUACUGGGGUCCAUUUAGUACCAUGGGGUAUAGACUGAUCCACUAGGAGCCUUGGGCAUUUUAAGAAAUCAAUAGUGUGCGCUGGCUCCUCCCUCUAUGCCCCUGCUACCAGACUCCGUUUCGAAAAUGUGCCUGGAGGAGCCGGUCACGCUUAAAGAAGCUCCUGAAGAGUUUUCUGCAUUUAUUUUCUGUUUGUUAUUUUCAGACAAGGCUGGUUGGCACCAGCCUGUCUGCUUCGUGGGACUUAAGAGGGGGGGAACGGCUUAACCUCCUAUAGGGUUAAUGAUCCACCACGGCGAGCGUACAUUCCCGCAGCACGCUGCCACCCCUAACAGAGCCAGAAGUAAGAAGAGUGGUGAGUAGGCAGCUGAUGUCCCGGUUAGCGGGUCGCUGGCUGUAAUGGCGGCAUAAGAGUAUGGAGCGCAGCGCUGACAUGCAGGCUGCGUCUCCAGGCUCAGGACAACAUGCUGUUUGUGUGUUCUGCUGUGAGGGGUAAGCUGAGCCACUAAAAAUAAUACCCACACUGGCAGUACAGCUUACAGGGGUUCUAACCCACUGUUAAGCAUCACAAACACCUCAGCCAGUAUAAUAAAAACGGGAAGACCGCGCGCCAUUAAGGGGGCGGGGCUUCACUAUGAGCGUAGCCAGCAGCUCACCAGCGCCAUUUUCCCUCUGCAGCUCACACUGACAAGACUGGCAGGGAAGCGCAGCUCCGCCACAAGGACUCCACAAUUCCUCAGCGGUACCAGGGGGUCAUAGUAUGCGGGGGGAGUGAUGUUAGAAUACUAAGCCCCUAUUAAGGGUGCUUAGUCUGCAACCCAGCUAAGCUUGGCAUUAGCAAGAAGGGCGCUGUGUGGCUGGCUCCAUCAUAUUCUGUGUCUCCCUAGAAGGGCUCUGUGUAGGUUACUUGUGCUUAACCUUUUUCUGUGUGUGUGGGUGUGAUUUCACAUUUACAAUGUCAAAGGAGUGUGUUUCAUGCACGGCGGAGUGUUUUUCUUCCCCAGGGGGAUCACUACAGUGUACUCAGGAUAGUACGCAUUCUCAGGCUAGUGGGUCUGAACCAGCAUGGUUGGAUUCAUUAAAACGGAUGAUCUCGAAUAUUUCUAAUAAAUUAUCCCAGAAUGAGAAAGAGACGCAAUACUUAAGACAGUCUGUGGAUGACCUGAUGAAUAGAGAUUUAGGCACCACACCAGCAUCUCAGACCCCUACCAUUUGUCCACAAAAGCGUACACUGGCCCAAAUCCUGCAGGCUGACAUUGAUGACGAUGUGUCAGACGCAGAGGAGGGUGAGGUGGACUCAGUGGGGCGGGUGUAGCUCUGUCACAGGGUGUACAGGCUCUGAUAAAAGCCAUUAGAGACAUCCUACAAAUUCCUGAUAAGGUGAGAGAGGAGGAUGAGGAGUUUUAUUUGAAUGUAAAAAAAAAAAAGAAGUCCUCUGCUACUUUUCCUGCAUCAAAAGAGCUGAAUUCUCUGUUUGAAGACACCUGGGUUAAUCCUGAUAAGAAGUUUCAGAUCCCUAAGAGAUUACUCAUAUCCUUCCCUUUUCCUCAGGAUGAUAGGAAAAAAUGGGAAAACCCACCGAUUGUUGACGCAUCGGUAUCUAGGUGGUCACAUAAGAUAGUCUUUACUGGUCCCUGGGGCAGCCUCCUUAAAGGACGCGGCUGACCGCAAAAUUGAGACCACUCUCAAAUCCCUGUACACAGCUGCUGGGGUGGCCCAGAGACCCACUAUUGCUUGUGCAUGGAUCACUAGAGCCAUUACUAAAUGGUCAGGUAAUCUAAUUGACGGGUUAGAUUCCUUAUCCAGGGAUUCUAUAUCCAGGGGGGAGAUAAUUUUACACCUACAGCAUAUACAGGACUCCGCUAAUUUUAUGGCGGAGGCCAUAAAAGAAUUUGGCUUGCUCAACGCACGCACCACUGCCAUGGCAGUGUUAGCACGCAGGGGCUUGUGGAAACGCCAGUAGACUGCGGAGGCGGAUUCCAGGUAAAGCGUGGAAAGCCUACCAUUCACAGGUGAGGCCCUAUUUGGAGCUGAACUGGAUACGUGGCUAUCCAAGGAUACGGCUAGUAGGUCUACAUACCUUCCUUCCGCAGCCCACUCUGCUCCAACUCUGCAGUCCUUUCGGUCAGCCAAAUUUAAAAGUAAAACAAAAGGUUCUUCUACAGCCGUCAAAGGCAAUAGAGGUAAAUACAGAAAACAAGUAACUGCAGGUUCACAGGAACAGAACUCCGGUUCUGCUUCCUCAAAGCUUACAGCGUGAUGGUGGACCGCACUGCCUGGGAGACGGGCAGGUGGGAGCCCAAUUAAAAUAUUUCAGUCACAUAUGGGCAACAUCAUGCCAGGAUCCCUGGGUCAAAGAUCUUAUUGCCCAGGGCUACAGACUGGAGUUUCAGGAACUCCCACCUCACAGAUUCUUCAAAUCAGGCUUACCAGCUUCUCAAGAAGCAAGUAUGACUUUACAGGAAGCAAUUCAAAAACUGGUACAGACUCGGGUCCUUGUUCCAGUUCCACUUCAGCUGUAAAACAAGGGUUAUUAUUCUAACCUGUUUGUGCUACCGAAACCGGAUGGUUAGGUAAGGUCCAUUUUAAACCUCAAGUCCCUGAACCCGUACUUUCGGGUGUUCAAGAUGGAGUGACUGAGAGCGGUGAUCUCGGGUCUGGAGGAGGGGGAAUUCCUAGUGUCCCUGGAUAUCAAGGAUGUGUACCUUCAUAUUCCAAUUUGGCCGCCUCAUCAGGCUUACCUAAGGUUUGCAUUAUAGGACUGUCACUACCAGUUCCAGGCCCUGCCAUUUGGCCUCUCCACGGCACCGAGGGUGUUCACCAAGGUAAUGGCAGAGAUGAUGUUUCUCCGCAAACAAGGAGUGAACAUAAUACCGUACCUGGACGAUCUGCUGAUAAAAGCACCAUCCAGGGAGUGGUUGUUGGACAACAUUACCCUCUCAACCCGACUACUCCAGGAUCACGGGUGGAUACUAAACCUACCAAAAUCUCACCUGGAACCGACAGAGAGGCUUCCGUUCCUGGGGAUGAUACUGGAUACAGGCACAGAAGGUAUUCCUUCCAUUAGAAAUGGCAAUGGUAAUCCAGUCGAUGGUGGUUCUAAAACCAACCCUGAUAUCGGUGCGUCUAUGCAUUCGCCUUCUGGGGAAGACUGUAGCCUCUUACGAGGCACUGCAGUACGGAAGGUUUCAUGCAAGGCCCUCCCAGCUGGAUCUGUUGGACGAAUGGUCCGGAUCGCAUCUUCACAUGCACCAGAGGAUACGUCUGUCACUAAAGGCCAGGAUUUUUCUUCUAUGGUGGCCACAGACUUCUCACUUGACCGAGGGCCGAAGGUUCGGGAUUCAAAAUUGGAUUCUGUUAACAACAGACGCAAGCCUCACUGGGUGGGGAGCAGUCACCCAAGGGGAACAGUUCCAAGGAAAAUGGUCAAGUCAGGAAGCCAUUCUUCCAAUCACCAUUCUGGAACUAAGGGCCAUAUACAACGCCCUUCUACAGGCAUCACAUCUUCUUCAAGAUCACGCCAUUCAGAUUCAGUCGAACAAUGUGACUGCGGUAACGUACAUAAACCGACAGGGCGGAACGAAGAGCAGAGCAGCAAUGUCAGAGGUAACAAGGAUUCUCCUCUGGGCAGAAAGACACGCUGUGGCGUUGUCGCCAAUCUUCAUUCCGGGACUAGACAACUGGGAAGCAGACUUCCUCAGCAGACACAACCUCCACCCAGGGGAGUGGGGCCUUCACCCGGAGAUGUUCAGGUGCUUGACACGUCGGUGGGGAAUUCCACGAAUCGACAUGAUGGCCUCUCGUCUCAAAAAGAAGCUAAAGCGGUAUUGUUCCAGGUCGAGAGACCCACAGGCAAUGGCGGUGAACGCUCUGGUGACUUCAUGGGUCUACCAGAUAGUGUACGUCAGGCAUGUCCAAACUGCGGCCCUCCAGCUCUUGUGAAACUACAUAUCCCAGCAUGCCCAGACACAGUUUUGCUGUGGGAGAAUGCUAAAGCUGUGUCAGGGCAUGCUGGGAUGUGUAGUUUCUCAACAGCUGGAGGACCGCAGUUUGGACAUGCCUGGUGUACGUGUUUCCACCACGUCCAUUGAUCCCAAGAAUUCUCAAGAGAAUAAAAAGGGAAAAGAUUCAAGCAUUUCUCAUUGCUCCGGACUGACCAAGAAGGGUCUGGUACGCGGAUUUACUGGAGAUGCUCUUAGAGGAUCCGUGACCGCUACCUCUUUGCGAGGAUCUUUUACAACAGGGACUGUUUGUCUAUCAAGACUUACCACGGCUACGUUUGAUGGCAUGGAAGUUGAGCGUCAAAUUCUAGCCCGGAAAGGGAUCCCGGACUGGGUUAUUCCAACCUUGAUUCAAGCCAGAAAGGGGGUAAAGGCUAAACAUUACCACCGUAUUUGGAAAAAAAUAUGUCUCUUGGUGUGAGAACAGGGAAUUUCCUACGGUGGAAUUUCAACUGGGACGUUUUCUGCUUUUUCUGCAGUCAGGUGUGGAUAUGGGCCUACAUUUGGGCUCCUUGAAAGUCCAGAUUUUGACCUUAUCCAUUUUCUUCCAGAAACAAUUGGCUUCUCUCCCUGAGGUUCAGACAUUUUUGAAGGGGGUUCUGCACAUCCAACCGCCCUUUGUGCCUCCUACGGCACCUUGGGAUCUCUACAUAGUGUUGCAGUUCCUACAAUCGGAAUGGUUUGAACCUUUACAGGAGGUUGACGUAAAGUUUUUUUUACGUGGAAGACCGUCGCAUUGUUGGCCUUGGCUUCAGCAAGACGUGUGUCGGAGCCGGGGGCGUUGUCUCACAAAAGCCACUAUUUGAUAUUUCAUGAAGAUAGAGCUAAUUUCAGAACUCGUCUGCAAUUUCUUCCUAAGGUGGUGUCUGCGUUUCACAUCAACCAACCUAUUGUGGUUCCAGUGGUUAUCGACACCUCUGCUACUUCAAAGUCCUUGGAUGUUGUGCAGGCUUUGAAGAUCUAUGUGAAGCGGACGGCUCAUCACAGAAAAUCUGACUCGCUGUUUGUUCUCUAUGAUCCCAAUAAAAUUGGGUGUCCUGCUUCAAUGCAGUCUAUUGCUCGCUGGAUCAGGCUUACUAUCCAGCAUGCUUAUUCUACGGCAGGUUUGCCAGUGCGAAGAUCUGUACAUGCCCACUCUACUAGGUCGGUGGGUUCUUCCUCAGCAGCUGCCCGGGGUGUCUUGGCUUUACAGCUCUGCCGAGCAGCUGCUUGGUCAGGUUCGAACACGUUUGCUAACUUCUACAAGUUCAAUACUUUGGCCUCUGAGGACCUUCAGUUUGGUCAAUCAGUUCUGCAAAACCCUCAGCACUCUCCCACCCGGUUUGUGAGCUUUGGUACAUCCCCAUGAUACUAAUGUGGACCCUAGUAUCCACUAGGACGUAAGCGAAAAUAGGAUUUUAAUUACUUACUGAAUCCUUUUCUUGUAGUCCGUAGAGGAUACUGGGCGCCCGCCCGGUGCUUCGUGUUUUGAUGCACUGUUACUUGGUUAAGUAUUGUUGGUUCAGCCGUUGCUGUUCCUGUUUUCAAGUUUGGUUAGCCUGGCUUUCUUCUUGUUUUGUGUGUGUGUGCUGGUUCGAAUCUCACCACUGUCCUUUUAAAUCCUUCUCUCAAGGUAUGUCCGUCUUCUCGGGCACAGUUUCCUAGACUGAGUCUGGUAGGAGGGGCAUAGAGGGAGGAGCCAGCGCACACUAUUGAUUUCUUAAAGUGCCCAAGGCUCCUAGUGGACCAGUCUAUACCCCAUGGUACUAAAUGGACCCCAGUAUCCUCUACGGACUACGAGAAAAUAAUUUACCGGCAGGUAAUUAAAAUCCUAUUUUUUAACAUGCUGUCUUUCCCGAUCUGCUGCUCGUCAACUCGGAUCAGCAGGAUGGGUAAUCGGGGCUGUAGAUGUGUGGCCUGCACUCCAGAUGGAUUUCCAGAAACCUCACCAAUGAAUAUGUCUUCUAGUCCAUUCAGUGCUAUAUUUUGCUUGUAUUUUAUUUCAUUAUACGCCCACACUUCCUAAACGUGUUUGGGGGGAAAAAAUGUUUUAAUGAUGGCCGCUGCUUUUCAGUAUGUUUUUAUAAAAACAGGUUUUUUUUUAAUUUUAUUAAUAUUUGAUUACUUAUACAAUUCACUUUAUUUUUUCACAUCAGAUGAAAUAGUUUUAUUGCUUGACUGUUGAGGGCUGAUUUGCUUGCAGGUCUGAAUCAGGCCACAUUUGGAAUGCAGAUGAAUUUUACGGGUCUGGGACUCAGGGUCGACACACCUUAGGUCGAUGCCAAUUGGUCGACACACCUUAGGUCGACAGGAACAAGGUCGACAUGGAACAAGGUCGACAGGAACAAGGUCGACAUGAGUUUUUUGGGUGUCGUUUUCUUCGUAGAGUGACCGGGAACCCCAAUUAGUACACCGCGUCCCCUCGCAUGGCUCGCUUCGCUCGCCAUGCUUCGGGCAUGGUGCUUUCGCUCCGCUACCGAUUCGCUCGGCACAGAUUACCGUUCCAAUCGUAGUCCACGUGGAUCGUUAAGUAUGAAAAGGUUCCAAAAAAGAAAAAAAUUGUGAAAAACUCAUGUCGACCUUUUUCCAUGUCGACCUUUUUCCAUGUCAACCUUGUUCCUGUCGACCUGUUGUCCAUGUCGACCUAAAGUGUCGACCAAUUGGCGUCGACCUAAGGUGUGUCGACCUUUUUGUUGUCGACCUGGAGUCCGGAUACCGAAUUUUACAUAGGACAUGUGUGCUCAUUGCCCUGCUUUUUUUGAGUAAUGUUAGUAACUGUUACAUAAGUGUCAUAGACACUAACACCUACACAAUGCUAGGUUGUCUCAAAUAAGCGCCCUCUCGGCAUAAGCAAGACUAUGGAAUAGGUUGUAGCUCUGGAUAUAUGCCCACAAUACUCCUAUGACACUUCCAUGACUCUCCUACGAGGUGGUUCCCUUCUGUGCUAUUUCCAGUAGACACCCAGGAAUGCCCAGUUCAUGCAUUGAGAGAAACAAGUGAGAUGCAUCCAACCCACAGAUAGGUAACGAUGCGUAUGUUUGCUACUCCAGUUUACUAUAACUCAUUAGCUGCUGACCUGCGUGCGGCUUAAAAUUGGGCCUUGUGACAUUAAGUUGCAGGGAUGUCUUACACAUACAUGGAUUGGGCCAUUCAUCGUCAGUGACAUGACGGUGACAGUGACAUGUCAGUGACCCAACUUAGUUGGGUGUUUACGUGUGCCUAUUUCCUACAGAGGCAGCCAUUUUGUAGGCUACACCAAUAGUCACCAAACCUCAGCAUAUGAUGGGAUAUAUGGCGAUGCAGUUGAUAUGCCGGAGGUCAGGAUACCAAAGCCGGAAUCCCGACCAGUGGCAACAGGGGCUAUUCCCACUCGUGGGUGUCCACGGCACCCAUAGAGUGGGAAUAGAACCUGUGAUGAGACACGAGCCCGCUGCAUGGCAAGUGUAGCGAGCCUGCAAGGGGCUCUGUUGCGCUUGACCCCCGCCGUCAUUCUGGCGGACGGGGUCGGUAUGCUGACCUCCGGGAUCCCAACCGCUGGCAUAUCAGCCCCAACCCGAUCUAUGAGCCAGUGAAAUCUCCUAAUGCCUCAGUGAUGUUACUGGUUAAUUGAUUAGGCUGCAGUCUUAAAAGUAUUUCUUCAGCCUGCAUAAUGGCUGCCUCCUAUAUGUAUAUGGAAAAGGGGCACUUUACCUGCAUUAAACUCUUGCCUGUCUGGUGGCUUUCUGAACAUUCUGUGCCAAACAUUCAUAGAAACUGUCAUUUUGACUUGUGGCUAUGAUAUGACUAAACUGAUGUCUCCUAUACAGUAUGAUGUUCUCAUUCACUCCUGUCUAAUUCAUUAAACAAGAAGAACACUUACUUUGUUUAAACUGCAAAUAAAUGUACCACAUCAUGGUAUGGGGAGGUCUUA